AUGGAGGUACUAAAGAUGGCAACUUUUGGAGCAACUCUCCUCACAUUGAUAGCAGUCCUGCUGCACAUAGAGAGCUGUCAGGGGAGUGUAGUUAAAGGAAAAGGCAGCUCACCGCUAAGGUUCACGCACCAUCUCUACAACGCCACCAUCAAUGAGAACUCCGUCCCACAGACUUACAUCGAGACACCAGUGAAAAUGGGCAUCGAAGUGUUAGAUCUGUUCUGGGAGAUCGAUUAUAAUGUCGUCUCAGGUGAUGAUGACAGCCUUUUCCAAGCAGAGGCAGUAAAAGUUGGAGAUUUCUGCUUCCUCAGGAUCAAAACACGCAGCAGUUACUCAGCACUACUCAAUAGAGAAGUCAGAGACACUUACACUCUCACUGUAGAGGCAACUGAGAGCACUUUUGACUUGCAGGCGAAGACAAAGGUGUUCAUCCAGGUGCUUGACACCAACGACCUCAAGCCUCUCUUCUAUCCCGCCUCGUACAGCGUCGCCAUCAGAGAGGACACCCCGCUUAAGUCGAGUGUGGUCAGAGUCAGUGCUACAGACGCAGACAUUGGGAGCAAUGCUGAGUUUUAUUACACAUUCACCAGCAGAGCUCAUCCUUUUGUGGUCGACCCUUUCACAGGCACAGUCAGCCUUGUCAAACAGCUCAAUCACACCCGAGCGAGGGGGUACAACCUCACUGUUUUAGCUGAAGACAGAACAAAGAAGAUAUCUGGGGUUCAGAAAUUUGGGAAUGUUGCCAGGGUCACAGUAAACGUACAAAAAAUGUCAAAAUCUUUUCCUGUUAUCACCCCUCUCCCAAAGCCCACAGUCUCCACGGAUGGCAAAAUAACUAUCGAUGUCCACGUGGAGGCAGGAGUUAAGCCUGUGGAAUCCCUUCAUAUUGUUCGAGGGGAUCCCCACAAGUAUUUUGAGAUAAUCCCCUUAGGUGUGCGUGGAAGUGACUUCCAAGUGAUCUCCACAAAGAGGAUUAUCUGGUCUCAAAAUCCUUUUGGGCUAAAUCUGUCCCUUCAAGCUAAAGACAGGAGUUUGCCAAGUUUGCUUUCUCCAAUUAUCCAAAUUCAUGUACCGGCAUAUCAUUACAACCCCUUGGCAUUUCUUGAAGACACCUAUAUUGUGACGCUGAGCGAGUUUUCACCCCCUAAAACUCACGUAGUUAAGGUUUCAGUCAAUCCAGUGCCACAAAAUGUGACUUUCAGCAUCAAAAAUAAUGCAGACAGCGGCAAAUUUAAGAUCAAUCCUAAAACAGGAAUCAUCAUAACCACAGAUAAGUUUGACUAUGAGAGAAAGAACCGUUUUGAGUUUGAUGUAUUGGCCAAUCACGGCGAAGCUGAGACCCAUAUAGUGGUUAGGAUAUCAGAUGAAAAUGACAAUAGUCCAGAGUUUACCCGGACUUCGUAUCAGGCCACAUUGGAUGAAAACAGCCCUGUUGGCAGCAGUGUUUUGAAAGUAUCAGCCACAGACAAAGAUAAAGGCAAGAACGGCUUAGUGACAUACUCUAUCGCCAACUCAGGUCCUUUGCCUUUCACGAUAGAUCCAUUCACGGGGGUAAUUUCAACCUCUGAGCACUUAGACUACGAGUUAAUGAAGAGGCGGUACCACCUUAGAAUUUGGGCCUCAGACAGUGGCACCCCUUUCAGUCAGGUCAGCGAGUGCCCCGUGACUAUCACCCUGAAUAACAUCAACGAUAACAUCCCUUUGUUUGAGAGGGUGGGCUGUAACGCUACAGUACCUCUAGACCUACCAGUCGGACAUACAGUCGCCGAGCUGUCAGCCAUUGAUUUAGACGAGCUGCAGCAGCUGAGGUAUGUCAUCGAGUCUGGAAAUGAGCAUGAAAUAUUUGCAAUUGACUCAGUUUCAGGAGCAAUCACCCUUAAGAAACCGAUUCCCCUGGGAUCGGGUUCUUUUACUUUUAGAGUCGUAGCCACAGACGGAAAACAUCACUCUGAGGUUUCAGUGGUCAGGAUAACUGUGACCAACAGAGGUGACGACCCUACCCUCCACUGCCGGGAAACUGGCAUCUUCAAACAGCUAACUGACAAGCUCAUUGAGUCGAUCAAACCCAUUUUGACCAAUCAAGAGGAAGACGCUUUCUCUGACGUCCACAUCACCAAUCGUCAUUCCCCAAGGUUUGACCUGAGCAUCCCAGGUUCCAUCGACCUCAUCGAAGACCACCCGUUGAAUUCAGCCAUUGUUCAGUUCAAGGCAACAGACUCCGACACUGGGUUUAACAGCAAACUCGUCUACGCCAUAUCAAGCGGGAAUGAAGAUGGCUGUUUUUCCAUCGACACGUUUUCAGGUGACCUUCAGUUAGUGUGCCCAUUGGACAGAGAAAUUAAAGAGUUCUACAUCUUAAACAUCACCGUCUAUGAUUUGGGAACACCGCAGACGUCUGCAUGGAAGUUUGUUGCAGUGAAUGUCAUGGAUGUCAACGAUAAUCCUCCUGCUUUUGAUCAGCCCAGGUAUGUGAUACGUGUGCCUGAAAACACAGAGCCAGACUCUAUUGUGUUCACAGCUCAAGCGAUGGACCCUGAUCUCGAUACAAGCGGUAACAUCAAAUACUCCCUGCUGACAUCUUCUGACGUGUUUAGAAUUGAUGAACUGACUGGUGAAGUGACGAUGAUGGGUCGAUUGGAUCGAGAAACCUCACCAAGGCAUGACCUUUUGAUUGAAGCAAGAGACCAAGCCAAAGUUGGCCUCCAGUUGUUCUCUAUGAUGGAACUUGUGGUAGUUUUACAGGACAUAAAUGACAACCCACCCAAGUUUACGCCCAAAGUUUACAAAGUAAAAGUCCCAGAGGAUAUACCUGUAGGGACUGUUCUCGUCUGGGUUGAAAGCGUCGACCUUGACCUGGGCAGUGGAGGCCUCGUCACCUACAACCUGAAGAAUUCAGAGAGCGGGAUCUUUCAACUUGACUCCUCCACGGGUGCUUUGACCCUCGAGAGAGAGCUGGACUUUGAGAGGAGGCCGGUUUACAACCUCACAGUCCGCGCUGUCGAUCAUGGCCUGCCCCGCUCCCUUUCGUCAUCCUGCUUUGUUGAGAUCCAGGUUCUGGAUGUGAACGAGAACCUCGAUAGGCCUGUGUUCUCAGAGUUUGUGUAUGAAGCAGGAGUCAUGGAGGAUGCACCAGCAGGAACAUCUGUUGUCACACUCCAAGCCACUGACAAGGAUCAAGGAAGAGAUGGAGUGGUCCGGUACCACAUCCAUGAAGGCUCUGGUCUUGGAGUCUUCACCAUUGACGAGGAAACAGGUGUGAUCCGAACGACUGAGAAGUUGGACCGCGAGACAAAGCCUCACUACUGGCUUUCUGUUUAUGCUACUGACCUGGGCACAGAGCCUCUGAUGUCCUGGACACACGUCUACCUGGAGGUCCUGGAUGUAAACGAUAACGCUCCAGAGCUUUCACAGCCGAUUUAUUUCGCGUCUGUCCCGGAGAACGUGGACAACGUGAAAUCAGUGGUCCAGGUGUCGGCCACAGACGUGGACGCAUCCUCUGAGGGGAUGCUGACCUUCCAGAUGCUGGAGUCUCAUCGAACGUACUUUAAUGUGGAUCCUAAAACAGGUGUGAUCAGCACUCACUCGGCCCUGGAUCGGGAGAAUAAAGCGGAGCACAGUGUCGAGGUCAUUGUUUCUGAUAAUGGAUCGCCGUCUUUGCGCUCCACUGCCACCGUCGUGAUCAAAGUCCUAGACGCCAAUGACAACCGACCCAAGUUCACCGACAAACUCUUCCACGUCACACUGCCUGAACAGAGGGAGCAGGCCGGUAAACAGGAAGUCUGCAGGAUGUUCGCCCGUGACGAUGACGAGGGCUCCAACGCCGUUGUGACCUACAGGCUCCACGACAACAAGGAUGAUCGGUUUGAGAUCGACUCAGUGACGGGGGUAGUGACAGCACACGGGGAUUUCUGGCCUCGAAACUACACCAUCCUCACGAUUAAAGCUACAGACAAGGGCAGCCCACCCCGCUCCUCCACAGCGAGACUCGACAUCGAGUGGAUCGCCCGCCCCCCACCCUCCGACGAGCCAAUCACCUUCGAUGAACCCCACUUCACCUUCGCAGUCAUGGAGACGGAGCCUGUUACUCACAUGGUGGGCAUCAUCAUGACUGAGACGCACCGGCAGAAGUGGUUCGAUAUCACAGGUGGCGAUGAGGGGAAGGACUUUGACAUUCAGAGAAACACAGGAACCAUCUCCAUUGCCCGUCGACUCGAUGCAGCACGGCGCUCCAACUACAACAUGACGGUGCGAGUCACUGACGGCCACCACAGCGCCACCACACAGGCCUACAUCCGUGUCCUGGACAUGAAUGAGCAUCGCCCUGUCUUUCUGAAACCACUGUACGAGGUGAGGGUUCCUGAGGAUACUUCGCCCUGGAAGGACAUCCUGCAGAUCAGCGCCGAGGACGCCGACACCAACAGUAAACUGGUUUACUCCAUCCAUAGCAGCCUCCACCCUGACAGCACCAAGCUCUUCCAUCUGGACCCAAAGAGCGGAGUGCUGGUGAUGACAGAGGAGCUGGACUAUGAGAAGAUCACUGUUCACACGCUCAUCGUCAUGGUGCGUGACCAGGAGAUCCCAGUGAAGAGGAACUUUGUGAAGGUGGUGGUUCAUGUGGAGGACUGUAACGACCACUCGCCAGCGUUCCUCAGCCCCCGCUACGAGGCCAGCAUCUCCAACCUGGCCCCCACAGGCUCCGAGGUGAUCCGGGUCAAGGCCCUGGACAAGGACAUGGGCAGCAAUGCUGACAUCAGCUACUCUCUGCAUUCUGGAAAUAUCGACCACAUCUUCUCCAUCGAUUCAGAGCUGGGCUCCAUCACUGUGUCCAAACGGUUGGACAUCCAGCCUCAGGACACCUUUCACCUGAUGAUUAAAGGGACCGACCAGGGCUUCCCUCAGCGCAGUGACCUCUGCUCCGUCCACAUCAACAUUCGCAUCUCUGACCACACCCCACCUACCUUCCUGUCUGAUGAAUACCUAACAGAGAUCAGUGAAUUAAGCACUCUGGGAACUCCUGUCAUCACCAUUGCAGCCUCAAGCCCAGGUGCAGUGCAUUAUGGGAUAGAAAGUGGCAACCCAAAUGGGACAUUUCAUAUCAACCCCUUUACUGGUUUGAUUUCAGUCCAAAAUCACCUUGAUUUUGAGAACGUGGCCUCCUACAAGCUCAAAGUUACAGCUACAACGACCGCUGGUGCCUCUUCAAAGACUCUCGUUCAUAUCUAUGUGAUUGACGAGAACGACAACGCUCCUGUUUUUAAGCAAAGAGAUUACCUUGGGCAUAUAAUUGAGUCCGCUCAUAUCAACAGCAUGGUUAUGGGUGAAGAGAACAUCCCUCUGGUCAUCCAAGCUUCAGACGCAGACAAAGACUCAAAUUCUCUUCUGGUGUAUCAGAUCCUUGAACCAGAGGCCCUGAACGUCUUCAAGAUAGACCCAAGUAUGGGCACCAUCUCUCUAAUUUCACCUGUUGACUUUGAAACCAAGGAUGAGUACCAAUUCACCGUGCAGGUAAAGGACUCUGGGGAGCCAUCACUGUAUGCAGCAGAGCCCGUCAAGGUCAUUGUUCUUGUCCUGGACCUGAAUGACUGCCCACCACAAUUCGCCACCCCAGUGUACGAGGCAUCCAUCAUCUUCCCAGCUGUCACAGAUACGGAGGUUGUGCACGUCAUGGCCCAUGACGCCGACUCCGCAGUCUCAUACAGCAUCGCCGAGGGGAAUCUUCACAAUGCCUUUUCAAUUCACCCCAAUAGUGGAGUCAUCACUGUGAGCAAUGUGUCUGAAUUUAGACCAUUUUACCAGCUUACUGUCAAAGCCUCUGAUAACCUCUACAAAGACCUGGCUACUGUAAAAGUGAAUGUGACAAACCUAACAGCCAGUGGUCUUGGAUUUGAGCAACAUUUUUAUUCAGCAAGUGUCACAGAAAACCUAAAGACUGGCAAAACGUUGGCAGCACUCAAAGCUACGGGGUCUUACUUAAAUGAACCUCUUUUGUUUUCUGUGCUAAAUCCAAAUGGGAAGUUUGCAAUUUCCCAAACAUCAGGCAUUCUUGAAACAACAGGCAUCCCCUUUGACCGUGAGACACAAGACGUUUAUGAUGUAGUUGUGAAAGUACAAGACAUGAGAACUCCACCAAGGACAGCCACUACCCAGGUUAAGAUUUUUAUAGAUGACAUGAAUGACAACUCACCACAGUUUCUAAACUUGCCCUUUUCAAUGAUGAUUUCUGAAAGUGCUGAUCCAGGAGAUGUCUUAUAUCAAGCAACCGCUAUUGACAGAGAUCUUGGAGAGAAUGGCUCUAUUAUGUACUCACUGGAGGAGGACUACGACCUCUUCAGGAUAGAUCCUGACGUAGGGGAUAUAUCUCUUAAAAGACCUCUUGAUUUUGAGGCUUUGAAUAAGUAUGUGUUGACAGUCCUGGCCAUAGAUGAAGGCGUGCCUAGUCACACCACAGCAGCAGAGCUCAGCAUCCAAGUUAGGAAUCAAACCAACCCAAUUUUCCAGACUCUUCUGUAUCCACUGAAAGUCCCAGAAAAUGUCCCUCCAUUCACGACCAUCUUGCACGUCCAGGCUAGAAAUCCAGAAGGAUACCGGCUCAUCUACAACCUUGAGGAAGAAAACGCUACAAAAAAUUUUCACAUUGAUUUCAAAACUGGUGUGCUGACUGUGACGAACCCUCUGGACUAUGAAAGCCAAACCAUGCAUGUGCUGACAGUACGAGCAUCUGACUCUGUGACUGGAGCUUUCUCUGAAGCUUCCAUUGAAAUUGAAGUGGAGGACGUGAACGAUAACGCCCCAGUUUUCUCAACGCUAACGCACUCUGUGGACAUACAAGAGGGGCUUCAAAUAGGCACCUCUGUCAUACAACUGUCUGCCUCUGAUGCAGACUCUGGUAGAAACAAAGAUCUGACCUUCGAAAUGGUUCAAACAGGCACAAAUGAGACUGAUUUCUUUGAGGUAGACCCUCAAAGUGGGUUGAUCGUCACAAAACAAGUGCUAGACCAUGAAACAACAAAACACUACAAUUUAAAGGUCAAAGUUACAGACAACGGCACAGUCCCUCUCAGUAGCGAAGCCUACGUCUUCAUAAAUGUCACAGAUGUCAACGACAACCCGCCAGACUUUGAUAGUUCCCAGUAUGAAGCCACACUGGAUGAAUCCGCAAAAUGUGGCCACAUUGUUAUCAAAAUCCAAGCUUCAGAUCCCGACACCGGUGAUCUAAACAACCUCAAGUACAAAAUCCUCUCAGGGAACGAAGGCCGGUACUUCAACAUCAACGAAUCCUCAGGGAUCAUCUCCUUUUCUAAUGUUUGUAAGAGGAAUCUGGAUCCAUACUACAACCUGACAGUUGCGGUAUCUGAUGGAGUUUUCCAGAAAACAGCACCGGUAAAUAUUGACAUGAUAAACAGCAACAGGCACAGUCCAUACUUCAAGCAAAACAUCUACGAAGCAGAGCUUGCUGAAAAUGCUGAGGCAGGAACUCGUGUUAUCCGAUUGGCAGCGAUUGACCCUGAUGAUGGGCCUUAUGGCAGCGUGGAUUACACAAUCAUCAACAAACUUGCUGAUGAGAAGUUUGCCAUCGACAAUGAUGGACAGAUUAUUACAACACAGCCUUUGGACAGAGAGAGCCCAUCACAGAGAGUCAUUGCUAUCAAAGUCAUGGCAAAAGAUGGUGGUGGAAAAGUGGCUUUUUGCACUGUCAAGAUUAUCCUCACAGACGAGAAUGACAACGUCCCUCAGUUCAAGGCAACAGAAUACCAAGUCUCUAUUCAGUCCACUGUGAAUAAAGGCUCCCCAGUUAUUCAAAUCAUGGCAUAUGAUGCAGAUGACGGCAAAAACGCAGAUGUCACCUACACUGUAGACGAAGCUGAAGAGGUGACUGAAGACAUCAUCGAGAUCAACCCUUUCACCGGGGUUGUGAGUGUCAAAGAGAGUCUUGUUGGCAUGGAGAACAAGAUCUUUAAUUUCAAAGUCAAAGCCCGUGAUGGCAGCCUUCCCUUCUACAACUCCACAGUCCCUGUUCAGGUCAAAGUAGUUCCCCCGGAGGUUCCUCUACCAAAGUUCUCAGAGCCUCUCUACACCUUCUCAGCUGCAGAGGAUGUACCCAUCGGGACGGAGAUUGGCUUUGUGAAGGCCGACUCAAAAACACCGCUCAUUUACAGCCUGGUGAACGGGAACACUGUGGAGAGCAACAAAGACAAAGUGUUCAGUUUGGAUCAGGAAAGUGGGACUUUGCUGUUGCAGAAGCCCAUCGAUCAUGAGAAGACAAAAUGGUAUCAGAUCGACGUGAUUGCUCAGGGCAACCACAACGGGACUGAUGUCGCAUCGCUGGUGUCCGUCAGCAUCCAGGUCCAGGAUGUGAACGAUAACCAGCCGGUGUUUGAUGCAAACCCAUACAGGGCCUUCCUGGCUGAGAACAUGCCUGCUGGAACCACUGUCAUCCAGGUGACCGCCAACGACCCGGACACAGACACCAAUGGGCUUGUAACCUACAGCCUGGAGUCUCUACCUGAUGACACAGCGGACAUCACAGAGGUGUUCACCAUUGAUGGAGAGAGCGGCUGGAUCACCACUGUCAGAGCCACAGACUGCGAAUCGACCAGAGUUUACAGGUUCAACGUGGUUGCCACUGACCAUGGCAGCGAUGUCAAAUUGUCAUCCAGUGUCCUAGUAGAGGUGACGGUGACAGACGAGAACGACAACCCUCCAAAAUUCUCCGAUGAAGUGUACCGUGGCUCGGUAGUUGAGAACAGCAGCCCAGGGGAGGUUCUUGUCUCCAUGAUUACCACAGAUGCUGAUGUGUCAUUGGAGAACCGGCUGGUGACCUGUUACAUAACAGACGGAGACCCUCUGGGCCAGUUUGCCAUCAUCCAGGAGGACGAGGGUCAGUGGGGUCUGAUCCUGAAGGAACCUCUGGACAGAGAGACUAAAGACAGAUACACACUCAGGGUCACGGCCACAGAUGGGAAGUUUGAAGCCCCGGUUAUUGUGGACGUCCAUGUGCUGGACAUCAAUGAUAACAGUCCUCUGUGUGAGCAGCUGGUGUACACAGAGACAGUGAUGGAAAACUCGCCCUCCAGCAUGUUCGUGCUGAAGGUGUCGGCUUCAGAUCCAGACGUGGGAGCUAAUGGGCAGAUCUCCUACACCUUGCACGGUCCGGACUCAGACAAGUUCCAUCUCGACAGCAGGACGGGUGAGCUUUUCACUCUGGCUGUGCUGGACAGAGAGAAGGAGGUCGACUAUAACCUGGUGGCUAAGGCAACCGACGGCGGGGGGCGGUCAUGUCAGGCAGACAUCCUGCUGAUGGUCCAGGACAUGAACGAUAACCCGCCUCGCUUCUCCUCCAGCCACUAUGAGGUCACCGUGUUUGACAACACCACCGUCAGGACACCCAUCGCCGUCGUGUACGCCAAGGACCCAGACACAGGUAUAAACUCAGAGGUUAAAUACUCCCUCCUGGCAGGCGACAGCGGCUACUUCUCUCUGGAUGAGUUUUCUGGGAUCCUGCGUCUGGAGCGUCCUCUGACUCCUGACACCCCGCCCACUUUCGAGCUGAAGGUGAAGGCCACCGAUCGCGGCCUGCCUCGUCACCUCUAUUCCGUCGCCACGGUGACAGUGGACGUGGUGUCCCUGGAUGAUUACCAGCCCGUCUUCCUCAGCUCAGAGUAUACGGCUCAGCUCCCAGAAUCCAUAGCAGUGGGGUCAGAGGUGCUUAGCGUCUCGGCUCUGACGAGAGACGGCGGAGGGCCAGACCCGGUCAUGUAUCGCAUCGUGUCUGGAAAUGAGGAUGGACGAUUUCUGCUGGACUCACGGACAGGUCUCCUGACCCUCAUUGCUCCGCUGGACUAUGAAGUUUCCCGGGAGCACUACCUGUCUGUGGAGGGGAGCCGAGGCAAGUCGUCCCUCAGUGACAUCACCACAGUGAUCAUCAAUGUGACAGACGUGAACGACAACGCGCCGGUGUUUGGACGAGGCGACUACAGCACAGAGAUACUGGAGGAUCUGACGCCUGGAAGCCUGGUGAUGAAGGUGACAGCCACUGAUCUGGAUGGUCCCAUCAACAAUCUGCUGCGUUACUCCAUAGUGAGCGGAGACCCUCUGCAGCAGCUCUCCAUUGACCCUCGUAGUGGGGAAAUCACCGUCCGCACUGGGCUGGACAGAGAAGAGGUCCCUCAUUACUCUCUGACAGUGCAGGCAGCAGAUGAAGGCAAUCCUCCUCUCUCCUCGGCCGUUCACAUCUCCAUCACCGUCACUGACGUCAACGACAACCCACCGGUCUUCUCGCAGAUCAACCACAGUCUGAUGCUUCAGGAGGGCGAGUCAGUGGGCAGCAGCAUCCUCCAGCUCGUGGUCACUGACAGAGACACGCCCAAGAACGGCCCGCCUUUCUCCUUCCACAUCGUCAGCGGCAACGAGGAUCGCCGUUUCCACGUUGACCAGGGAGGCCUUCUGUCUCUGUCUGCUCCCCUGAGAAAAAAGGCCAAACCCCAUCACCAGCUCAAGAUUCAGGUGACAGACAGCGGCCAUCCUCCCCUCUCCUCCAUCUGUGUGGUCAACAUCAAUGUCACCGAGCAGAGUAAGUACCCCCCCUCUGUGGUGCCUCUAGAGGUCUUCAUCACCACCUCAGGCGGGCUGUUUGCCAACCGGGUCAUCGGCAGACUCCACGCCUCAGACCAGGACCUGCAGGACGUCCUGACCUACAAGCUGGUGUCAGAGCAGCCGGAGAAGGGCAGGUUCUCUGUCGACCUCACUGACGGUAAAAUCUGGGCGGAUGAAAACCUGGAGGAGGGCACGUACUCGCUCAACGUCAGCGUGACCGAUGGGAAGUUCAGCGUCUGGACCGGGGUCAAAGUUCACGUCUGGGUGGCCGAUCAGAGGGCGCUGGACUCCGGCCUGACCCUGCAGCUGGUCGGUUUGUCUCCAGAGGAGUUUCUGGGGGAUCACUGGAGAGGACUCCAGCGCAGUCUGGGACAGGCGCUGGGUUUACCCCGACAGGAGCUACACCUGGCCAGCCUGCAGCAGCUACCUGAGGCCCAGGUCCUGGAGGCGCUGCUGAUCUGGAGGCCUCAGAGUGGACACAUUCAGUCUCUGCCAACCAGCAAACUAGCAGGUAUUAUAUCAGAUAUGGAGGACUCUCUGGGCCUCAGCAUCCUCAGGGUGAGCCACAACGGGUGUCUGGGUACGGGCUGCCCGCCUCGAGGCUGCAGAAACGCUGUCCGACUGAAAGGAGAAAGACUGAGCCAUUUCACCACGGCUAGAGCCGGUUACAUCACCCCGCAACACACCUGGGAGAGCAUCUGCCCCUGUAACGAGUCAGCAGUAAGGUUUGAUGGGAAAUCCUACCUGAAAUACCUCCACAGGAUGGACGAGGACAACCAGGAAUUCAGACUGGCGCUGAGGUUUAAGACUUCACAGAAACAAGGCCUCAUCGUGUCAACCAACAGCACCAAGGACUGGGGAACGUUACAGCUGACAGACGGAGAGCUGCAGUUCAGGUACAGCUGUGGAAACUCUGCACCUGGUUCCUUACACAUCAGAUCAGCUCCAGCCUCAGACAGCCAGUGGCACAGCGUCCUGCUAGAGGUCAGCUCCUCUGCCCUGAGACUGACCCUGGACCAGCACCAUCCAGCCUUCACCCCACUGACCGAGCCAUGCAGGAUGAUGGGCUCCCACGGGGCGCUCCUCUUUGCUUCUCUCACUCAGGGCUCUGCUCCUGAGGGUGACCAGCAUCCGUUCAUCGGCUGCCUCGAGGGCCUGGAGCUCAGCGGGGAGCCAAUAAGAGUGGGUGACUCUGAGGAGUGGACGGGGCCGGGGAGCAGGAGGGUGUUCGGGAUUUAUCAGUGCUGCAGCAAGGCCGGAGCCUGUGACAACAACCCGUGUCAGAACGGAGGAGUGUGUGAAGAGGACUCCAGCGGAGAGGCGCGCUGCAGGUGUGCAGGACUCUUCCACGGUGCCCGCUGCGAGUUCCCCGACAACCCGUGUGCCUCCCAGCCAUGUGCCCACGGCAGGGUGUGUGUACCCAAGGCCCAAGGUUACAUGUGCAACUGCUCGCUGGAUGACACUGAUGCACGGUGCCAUAAUCAAAUAGAGGUCUGUUCACCCAAUCCCUGUCCAGGAGGCUUUGACUGUAAAGUCACCGAUGGCUCCAUCCACUGCGACCCUCUGCCUCAGGUAUCUCCAAUGAUUGGGUACAUGGAAAUCAUGGAGAUCAGCGUCAGUGUGCUUGGACUACUCCUCUUAGUCGCCAUCUUUGUUUGCAUCAGGAAACGUUACGUUCAGCAGAAGAAGAAGAAGCCUGUCUGUGUCCAAGACUCCAAUGGCUAUUUCCAGUCCAGUCUGACCAAAAGCCUCAAAGCUGACAGCCAGGAGGGGAAUCCCAUAGAGAUGAGCUCAAUGAUGGGUACGACCAACGACCUGGACCACACGCCGUUCAGGUCACUUCGCCCACGCAGUCAGAUUGGACCAUCAGGAGGCGGAGUUUCCUCUCCAAAGACGCACGGGCCCGUUGUGUGCAGCGUAGCACCUAACCUUCCUGCGAGGCCGCCAUCUAGCUCUGACAACGACUCAAUCAGGAAGAACCACUGGGACAUGGACUAUGAAGUCUAUCCUGCCGAUCCGGACUACUAUGGCCGCCCUGUGGUCCAGGAGUUCCCCCAGUUUGACAUCGUAGAGGACACCUACUCCACCUCCACCACGGACUCACGGAGGAACUCCCGAUUCGGUGGCUUCCCCUUCCCACUGGAACGCGUCGACCGCCGUGCUCCCCUCCCGCCCUGCUACAGCAACCAGAACCUGGACGACUUCCUCGGUCCUGACGGGCUUCCUCUUCCGAGCUCCCAGUGUCCCAACGAGUACACUGCCAUCAGCUACUACCCAACCAAACACGCGCGAAGCCUCGACAACGUCUCGGGAGGCUACAAGAGACUCAGCAUGCGUUUGAGCAUGGCAAUGCCUUCCUACGCAGAGCAGGCAGUCACGCCGCCACCAACAUCCUCGAACCCUGCCCAGCCUCAAACGAGACCAGCGGGGCAGAACCCACGAAGCUAUGAUGGGUCAAGUAUGGUGGAAAGCGAUUACGGGAGCUGUGAAGAGGUCAUGUUUUAA
Cheilinus undulatus (humphead wrasse) is the source of this 13098-nucleotide messenger RNA. RefSeq names its product FAT atypical cadherin 2 (gene fat2). Lineage: Eukaryota; Metazoa; Chordata; Actinopteri; Labriformes; Labridae. Gene Ontology annotation, molecular function: calcium ion binding. Gene Ontology annotation, biological process: homophilic cell-cell adhesion. The transcript has 28 exons. Gene Ontology annotation, cellular component: plasma membrane; cell-cell junction. Bases 1 to 13098 code for a protein of 4365 amino acids. The record is from RefSeq and is a predicted model, not a curated record.